AGCCUGGCUGUGGAUGUGGCCGGCUCUUACAUCGGCCUCAGACAGCAGCUCUGCACACACAAGAGGUUUCAGGCAGAGCUGGUCACUGGUCACCAGAUCCUUCACUCAGUGAUCGCUGAAGCUCUUCACCUGCUGCAGAAAGGAGAGGUGGAGGACAGGAGUGACUUCAUCCUGAAGCUCGCCCAGCUCAGGGAGCACUGGCAGGGGGCGGUGCAGCGGGCCGACCAGCGGCGCUCCCUGGUGGAGGGGCUGGUGAAGCAGUGGCACCUGUACAGCCGCAGCCUGAGGAAGCUGCAGAGGUUCCUGUCGGAGACACAGACCCUCCUUCCACCUGCCACACCUGCACACUGCAGCCUGCAGCAGCUCCGCCGCUCCCUCCAGGACCUCCAGCACACAGAGCUGCUGUUCCAGAGGUAUCAGUGCAGUUUCAUCCACACUCUGGAAGUCGGCCGGCAGCUCUUCUCAAUGGGGGACGAGGGGACCCAGACUCAGCUGCAGACAGAUCUGGGAACCCUGCAGGAGGAGUGGGACAACUUGCACAGCCUGCUGGGCCGCAGGAUGGACCUCACCGAGGCUAUCGUCAAGAACUGGGAGCGCUGUGAGGCCGGACUGGCGGACAGCAUGCUGCAGCUGAAGGACGUGAAGACCAGACUGAACCAGUCCAUGCCGGGCUGUGACGAUGAGCUGCAGAGCGCCGACAAGAACAACAAGGAGAACGAGGACUCCCUGGAGGACUGGGCUGAGAGCCUGACGGAGCUGAGCACCAUGAAGACGGAUCUGUCCCAGUACAUCAUCGCCGACGACGUCCUGUUGCUGCAGGACCAGGUGGAGCACCUGCACUGUCAGUGGGAUGAACUCUGCCUCAAGGUGUCUCUGCGAAAACAGGAGAUCGCCGAUCGUCUGAAUGCGUGGAUCAUUUUCAAUGAGAAGAACAAAGAGCUGUGCGAGUGGCUGACGCAGAUGGAGAACAAGGUGGCGCACAAUUCGGACCUCAACAUCGAGGAGAUGGUGGAGAAACUCAAGAAGGAUUGCAUGGAAGAGAUCAACCUGUUCAGUGAGAAUAAAACUCAUCUGAAGCAGCUCGGGGAACAGCUCAUCACAGCCAGCAACAAGACGAAAGAGACGGAGAUCAACGACAAGCUGAAGGACAUCAAUGACCGCUGGCAGCAUCUGUUUGACCACAUAGAGGCCAGGGUGAGGAAGCUGAAGGAGACGCUGGUGACGGUGCAGCAGCUCGAUAAGAACAUGAGCAACCUGCGGACGUGGCUGUCUCGCAUCGAGGCGGAGCUGGCCAAGCCGGUGGUCUACAACGUCUGCCACAGCGAUGAGAUUCAGAGGAAACUGGCCGAGCAGCAGGAUCUGCAGCGGGACAUUGAGCAACACACGGAGAGCGUGGCCUCGGUGCUGACGCUCUGUGACGUCCUGCUCCACGAUGCGGACGCCUGCGGCAGCGACUCGGAGAAUGACUCGAUCCAGCAGACCACCCGCAGCCUGGACCGACGCUGGAGGAACAUCUGUGCCAUGUCCAUGGAAAGGAGGAUGAGGAUCGAGGAGACGUGGCGUCUCUGGUGUAAGUUCCUGGACGACUUCUCUCGUUUUGAAGACUGGCUGAAGACAGCUGAGCUCACUGCAGCGAACCCGGACUCUGCCGACGUCCUCUACACCUGCGCCAAGGAAGAGCUCAAGAAGUUUGAGGCGUUCCAGCGGCAGGUUCACGAGCGUCUGACUCAGCUGGAGCUGGUCAACAAACAGUAUCGCCGCCUGGCCCGGGAGAACCGAACUGAUGCCGCCAGCAAGCUCAAAGUCAUGGUCCACGAGGGGAACCAGAGAUGGGACAGCCUGCAGAAGAGGGUGGCUGCUGUUCUCCGCAGACUCAAGCACUUUACCUCUCAGAGAGAAGACUUUGAGGGAACUCGUGAGGGGAUCCUGGUCUGGCUGACGGAGAUGGACCUCCAGCUCACCAACGUGGAGCACUUCUCCGAGAGCGACAUCGAAGACAAGAUGAGACAGCUGAACGGCUUCCAGCAGGAAAUCACCCUGAACACCAACAAGAUCGACGCCCUGAUCGUGUUUGGGGAGAACUUGAUUCAGAAGAGCGCUCCUCUGGACGCCGUGCUGAUCGAGGACGAGCUGGAGGAGUUGCACUCCUACUGCCAGGAGGUGUUCGGCAGGGUGGCUCGCUUCCACCACCGCCUCGUCAACAGACGCCCGGUUCUGGAGGAGGAGCGGGAGCUGUCAGACCGGGACACAGACCUGGAAGACUCACCUGAUCUCACUAACGGGACUUCCUGGGGCGAAGCGAGGAAGAAGGAGGGAGGUGAGGAGGUACCAGCAGGAGGUGGAGCCUCAGCUGGACGGCAGGUCAUGUGCCACCUCUUAGUGCCGCCUCUGGAGCGGUCAGGAAGAGAGACCCCCGUCAGCGUGGACUCCAUCCCACUGGAGUGGGACCACACCGUGGACGUGGGCGGUUCGUCGUCACACGAGGAUGAUGAAGACACAACCUUCUUCAGCGCUCUGUCAGAUGUGAAGGUCACAGAGAGCUCAGAGUCGAUUGUUAAAGCGACUGUCAGAGCUGUGAAAGCUGCCUCGGUGAAGUCAGUGACCGACCCGCCCAGCUGGCACCAGCCGGGCUCCCCCGAGAGGAAACGAGUCCCCCGAGAAAUGAUCCAAGGCCUGAGCUCGUCCCCCACACACUCCAGCACUCCUUUCCACCAGCAGGGCUACGCCAAGCUGAUGUCUGAGUGCAGCGGCAGCAUCAACAGCUUGAAGAGAGUCAAGCUGAUCCUCAACGAUGACGAGGAGCUGGAGGAUCCAGGUCUGACCAGCAGCACGGCCGACAAACAGACCAGCACAGGUGUGAUCGAGCGCUGGGAGCUGCUCCAAGUACAGAAGUUCAACAAAGAGACGGACAUUAAGCAGGACCUGGAGCAGUGGCAGAAGCUGAACUCUGACCUCUGUGAUGUCACUUCCUGGUUGGGCCGGGUGCUGCCUGAGCUGGAGAGGCUACAGCGCAUCGCACCGUCCACCAGCAUCCGAGACAUCGAAGUCAACAUCAGGAAACUGAAGGAGAUGCAGAAGACCUUCAACAGCUACAAGUGUCUGAUGAUCUCCGCCAACCUGAGCAGCCGUCACUUCCUGCGGGGCGACAGCGCCGAGCUGCGGGAGCUGCAGGACGCCCUGAGCUCAGCCAAUCACAGCUGGACGCAGGCCUGCAGCGGCCUGGAGAGCUGGGAGAGGAGGCUGCACUCUGCACUCAUGCAGUGUCAGGAGUUUCAUGAGACGCUGCACUCGCUGCUGUUGUGGCUCUCUCAGGCCGAGAACAGACUCAGCGCUGUGAAUGUCAGCGACCAGUCGUCGUCACGUUUUGCUCUGCUGGAGCAUCGAGACACGCUAACGGCUCUGCAGGAGGAGCUGUGCAGCCACCAGCGGCAGGUCUCCUCCCUGCAGGAGAUCUCCUCUCAGCUCCUGCUGGAGACCACCGGAGAAGACAGCAUUGAGGCCAAGGAGAAGGUCCACGUCAUCGGCAACAAACUGCACCUCCUGCUGCGACAGGUGGCUGCUGACCUGCACACACUGCAGGAAAGACUGGAAAUCUGCUCAACCAGCUCAGAAAUGGACAGCAUUGGUCUGGGAACACUCCACUCUCCUCUGCAGCCGUACAAGGAGGAGGCUGCAGGUCUACAGGCAGCUGCAGUUGGACAGCCUGCAACUAGAAGGGAGGAGAGGAGGGAUUCUUCCCCACAGCGACCCUUCUUCUACCGGGUUCUACGAGCUGCCUUCCCCUUGCACCUGCUCUUCUUCGUGCUGCUGGUUCUGGCCUGCCUGGUGCCUCUGUCUGAAGAGAACUACAGCUGUACACUGUCCAACAACUUCGCCCGCUCCUUCUACCCUAUGCUGCGCUACACCAACGGCCCUCCGCCCACAUGAAAACUGCCACGAUGCUCAGCAAGUUCUCCUGAUGA
Molecule: messenger RNA, 3962 nt
Organism: Plectropomus leopardus (leopard coralgrouper)
Lineage: Eukaryota; Metazoa; Chordata; Actinopteri; Perciformes; Serranidae
Source: RefSeq, a predicted model, not a curated record